AUGUAUGUGAUUGCUCGCCUUGUUUUCACUGCGUCUCUUAGUUUGCCCUGUCCGGCUCAGGGAUGGAACUGGUCUCAAGAAGGCCGUGGACACGGAGGUGACGAUGCAACUGACACGGUCUGCGAUGAUCACCAGUCACGUAGAAAUGAAUGUACAUCUAUCUAUCUAUCCAUCUAUCUAUCUAUCUAUCUAUCUAUCUAUCUAUCUAUCUAUCAGUUUAUUCCUAUCUCUCUCUCUCAUUCGGUUCAUAUCUAUCUAUCUAUCUAUCUAUCUAUCUAUCUAUCUAAGUUUAUUCCUUCCUUCCUAUCUAUCUAUCUAUCUAUCUAUCUAUCUAUCUAUCUAUCUCAUUCUGUUCAUAUCUAUCCCACUAUCUAUCUAUCUCAUUCGGUUCAUAUCUAUCUAUCUAUCUAUCUAUCUAUCUAUCUAUAUCCCAUUCGGUUCAUAUCUAUCUAUCUCAGUUUAUUCCUAUCUAUCUAUCUAUCUAUCUAUCUAUCUAUCUAUCUAUCUAUCCCAUUCGGUUCAUAUCUAUCUAUCUAUCUAUCUAUCUAUCUAUCUAUCUCAGUUUAUUCAUAUCUAUCUAUCUAUCUAUCUAUCUAUCUAUCUAUCUAUCUAUCUAUCUAUCUAUCUCAUUCUGUUCAUAUCUAUCCCACUAUCUAUCUAUCUCAUUCGGUUCAUAUCUAUCUAUCUAUCUAUCUAUCUAUCUAUCUAUCUAUCUAUCUAAUAUAUAUCUAUCUAUCUCAUUUUAUUCUUUCCUAUCUAUCUAUCUCAUUCGGUUCAUUAUCUAACUAUCUGAAAUAG
Molecule: messenger RNA, 798 nt
Organism: Acanthosepion pharaonis
Lineage: Eukaryota; Metazoa; Mollusca; Cephalopoda; Sepiida; Sepiidae
Source: the annotation of a GenBank genome assembly